AUGCCGCGCCCUGCCCCGAAACGAAGCCGCACAAAAGGCCAGCCAGUCAGAAAUGCGACAGAAGAACCGACGCAGCAAAAUGACCCUGUAUCCAAAUCGCCUGCGCAACCUGAGCGCGGCUCGGUCCUGGAUCCACGACAGGCAUUAUGCAGCCAAACGCCCUUGACCAAGAGUUAUGAACAAGCGAUUGAGUCUUCUCCCACCGGGGACCGAGCAGGCACAGGCAGUCGACCUGGGACUGGAAGUCGCCCUCCUACGAGGUCGCGCGGUUAUUCCUCGACAUUAUCCUUUGCUGGCCGCAAAGGCGACACAAGCUCCCGAAUUCCUGGCACACCUGGCUUCGAAAGCUCAGUUCUCAGUAACUUCAGACGGCGACCGCGACAGCAGAGUAUCCUGCAGAUGAUGCAAGCUGAAGAUGACUCUUCCGAAUUGGACGACGAUGACUUCCUUGGUGGACUCAGCCCUGACGAUGAAUCUACGCCGCUCAACCUUUCCAGGGGAAAAUCACUUCUGAUUAAACCUUCCGAAGACUCGCCAUCACGAUCCGAAUCACCGCUUUCCUCGCCCGAGGGGUCGCGCAAGCGCAAGCGCAUGACCCAAGAGAUACAGGUGCCUCAAUCACCUAUACAAUCGCCUAUCAAUGUGGUGAAAGAUACUCCAACUGCAACACCGAUCCAGCUCGACGACUCUUUAACUCAUGCAGCUGAGGAUGCUGAGGCCGAGGUACCUGAGCAAGAGGAGGAAGAGGAGGAAGUUGAGCGAGUCGAGGAUACGCAGCAGUCUCAACAAUACCCAGACAUCUUCAGCCAGACUAUGCUACCGCCCACCAGUAGUCCCAUGCGAAGUCCUGCUGGCUCCGCUGCAGUGACUGGUGACUCUACACCCACUGCGUCGCAGCCUGCAGCCAGAAAGAAGUCCAAGGCCCCAACCUACCUAUCGACGGCGAGUUUACAAGACAGGCUUUUGCCUAGGCGCCGCCGACGCAAGAACAGAGCUGGCGACGACUUUGACGUCCCUAGUGACGAAAGUGAUGACCAACACGAUGCGGCAUCUGGCGAUGAAGACGAACUGAGCUACCCAUCAAGGCGGCCAUCCAGGCGAAAGGCAAGCUCCAGAAAACCCAAGCCAUUGGCCAAUGCACAGGAUAAGUCAAGACUCAACAAUCCGAGGCAGUGGAAUGCAAACGAGAAGCCAGCCAAAUCCGAAGCAGCCCGAAAAGCGCCUACAACAUACUCGCGGUCUCGCGGCAGUAUAGGUGUCGAAAAGGAAAAGGAAAACGAAAUGCUCGCUCUAUCGUCACCAUCCUCCUCGCCCUUGUCAUCACCGCCUGAUUCCGACGUGUCUGAUAAUGAGUCUGCUGGAACGGAGCCCACGCCUCGUUGCGUAAGCGAUGAGUUGCGCGCGGCUGUCAAGAAAUUUGCAGAGGUUGAUCAAUGGGAGAUGGAGUUUGAAGAUGUGUCUGCCUCUGAGACGCUAGGCAGUCCAUCGCGAUAG
Molecule: messenger RNA, 1494 nt
Organism: Penicillium arizonense
Lineage: Eukaryota; Fungi; Ascomycota; Eurotiomycetes; Eurotiales; Aspergillaceae
Exons: 1
Coding region: 1-1494 (497 amino acids)
Source: RefSeq, a predicted model, not a curated record